AUGUAUGCGCCGUUCUGGGCGAUUACAGGAAAGCCUUGGAAUGCCACGAGAAACAGCUCAGUAUUGCCCAAAAAAGUGAAAGACAAAACUGCCGAGGAACGUGCUUAUGGAAAUCUCGGUAACGUAUAUUAUCACCUAUGUGACUUCAGAAGAGCCAUUGACUUCUACAACCUUCAGCUCAGUUUUGCCAAAGAAGUGGGACAAAAGACUGAAGGAGACUCCUACGGUAAUCUUGGCAAAGCUUAUUACCAAUUCUCUGAAUUCAAAAGAGCCAUAGCCUUUCACAACUUACAUCUUGCGAUCGCCAUAGGGGUGGGAGACAAGGCUGAAGAAGGAAGGGCACUUGGAAAUCUUGGCGCUGUUUAUGCCGCUCUCGGUGAUUUCAAAAAGGCCACAGACUACCAUAUACUCCAUCUUCGUCUCGUCAAAGAGGAGGGAGAAAAGGUCAGCACAUUGUCGCAUGGAAAAUGGUGA
Molecule: messenger RNA, 474 nt
Organism: Orbicella faveolata
Lineage: Eukaryota; Metazoa; Cnidaria; Anthozoa; Scleractinia; Merulinidae
Product: G-protein-signaling modulator 1-like
Source: RefSeq, a predicted model, not a curated record